Messenger RNA from Gambusia affinis (western mosquitofish), 1567 nucleotides. Its product is annotated as echinoderm microtubule-associated protein-like 1. The transcript is spliced from 7 exons. NCBI's taxonomy places the organism in Eukaryota, Metazoa, Chordata, Actinopteri, Cyprinodontiformes, Poeciliidae. Bases 196 to 1101 code for a protein of 301 amino acids. The record is from RefSeq and is a predicted model, not a curated record.
GCUUCAGGUGGAUUACCAGGUCUUUAAUCUGUCCUUUGAGUGACAUCACCCUGUGCUCAUACUUCUUAGAGGAUAUUAGGUGACAGUGAGGAGACGGGGAAGCAGGAGGUGGGAACCACUGCUGGACUCGGGAAGGUGAAUCAGCUCUCCAGUGAAGUUCGUACCAAACAUAAUCUCGCAUCCUCAGUCAGGGACAUGCAGGCAAUCAUAGCAGAAGAGGACGCCAGCAUGGAGGAGCUGGACGACCACAACCUGCAGAUGGAGGAGACGGCCCAGGGCCUGCUGAGGACACCUUCGCUGAAGGAGAGCUAUCACAGCGACACUGAUUUCAUGACAGACGACCGCAGCUCGGCAGCCAGCGGCCUGGACGUGGCCGACCGGCUCACCUACCUGGAGCAGAGGAUGCAGAUGCAGGAGGACGAGAUCCAGCUGCUGAAGUUGGCGCUGGCUGACGUCCUCAAGAGGCUCAACAUUUCUGAAGAGCACCAGGCAGCUGCCGCUGCAGGAAGGAGAACGCUGGGCGCCAAAGCCAGGCCUGUCUCCCUGGCUUUGCCCCCCAGAAACUCCAUGGCGACUUCCAGCUCUACUUCCCUCAAAAAGAGCUCCACAGUGCCCUCAAGCGCCACGGCGAGGAAUUACAGCCCCGCGCCGCCGCCUCUGAGCGGUGUGAAGAGCCCGCCAGGCAGUGCGAAGGACAGUCCAUGUAAGGUCACCAAGCCGCGACCCGCGUCUGCAGCCUCGGUCUGCAAGAAAGUUCCCGAAGAAAGCAACAAAUCCAGUGAGCCUGCUGGGAGCGUAGGAACAAGGCGGGUGACACAUUGCAAAGUGACUAUGCAGAUCUACCUGAGUCCCCUCGCAAGAAAGACUGGGUCUUCUGAGGAGGCCAAGUCGGCGUCUGCGGUGCCCGCCUACAAGGGGCCCGUGGCCGGCCCCGGGCCACCUUUGACCAAGAGGGGCAGCCAGCCGCAGAAAAAGAAGUCAACCCCGACCUUCACCUUGAACCUCCAGAAAACCGUAACGGGCCAGAGCUCAGCGCAGGAAACGUCCAGCUACAUUAGCCCGGUCAAGUCGCCCAGCCAAUACUUUCAGAUUUGCUACUGACGCAGACAGACACUCCCAACUUGUCUUGAAAGAAGUUCAUGCUGAUUAGAGAUUUCAGUUUUCAAAUUUCUGUCGGCAUUUCUCUGGCAAUCUCCUUGCAACUGAAUUAAUAAAACUCCUAAAGAGGCUCAACAAAUCACUUACCUGUAACUAACCCAUCUGGCUACAUCAAGUAUUGUGAUUUAUGUUUUUUUCUUUUGAACAUUUUUCUGCCUUUUUAGUUUCCUUGCAUAUCACAUCCUAGCGAUAGCUUUACUGGUCACGUACUUAGAUCUGUGCAUCGUUUUCCUGAACUUCUGCCUCCUCUAUGAGAGCACUCUCAGUGACGUACAUGAGGAAGCAACUUAUUGUCAUGACGACUGGAUUAUCUGUGUGCGCCGAUGUCUUUUUUGUGUGUUUGAUGUUAGUUUCCACAUGAAAAUGUCUGUUCUUACUCAGAAAAGACAAUAAAAAGUGUUGAUCUCUG